Molecule: messenger RNA, 606 nt
Organism: Dictyostelium discoideum AX4
Lineage: Eukaryota; Evosea; Eumycetozoa; Dictyosteliales; Dictyosteliaceae
Gene: ppiH
Product: U4/U6 small nuclear ribonucleoprotein
Exons: 2
Coding region: 1-606 (201 amino acids)
Molecular function (GO): isomerase activity; peptidyl-prolyl cis-trans isomerase activity
Source: RefSeq, a predicted model, not a curated record
AUGAACAAUACAACCACAUCAUCAUCAUCAACAACUGCAACAUCUUCAACAUCAUUAGCACCAAAUAAUACAUUAAAUAAUGAAAAUCCUAUAGUAUUUAUGGAUGUUGCAAUUGUAAAUCAACAAAACCCAGUACAUUUAGGUAGAAUAAAAAUAGAAUUAUUUGCAGAUAUCGUACCAAAAACAGCAGAGAAUUUUAGACAAUUUUGUACUGGUGAACAUAGAGUUGCAGGUUUACCAAUUGGGUAUAAAGAUUGUACAUUUCAUAAAAUUUCUAAAGAUUUCAUGAUUCAAGGUGGUGAUUUCGUAAAAAGAGAUGGGUCAGGUAGAACAUCAAUUUAUGGUGAAAGAUUUGCAGAUGAAAAUUUUAAAAUUAAACAUUCAGGACCAGGUUUAUUAUCAAUGGUAAAUAGUGGACCAAAUUCAAAUGGUUGUCAAUUUUUCAUAACGUGUGUUGCUGCUGAAUGGUUAGAUGGUAAAAAUGUAGUUUUUGGUAAAGUUAUCGAUGGUUUAAAAGUUGUUAGAACAAUUGAAGAUAUACCUGUUAAUCCACCACCAAAUAGACCAAAAUAUGAUGUAGUUAUAACUGAAUGUGGUCAAUUAUAA